UCGCGGUGGAGCUCCUUGCCCUGGAGCAGCGAUCGCGUUUUGGCGCAUUGCUGGAGCUGAGAUCCAAGUUCCUGGACAAUGCGGAGAUUAUGCAUGCACGAACAUGAGGGUUUAUGGAUGGUUUUAGCGAGCGGGCAUGGCGGCAGUAGCUGGCAUUGUGAGCACAGGCACUUGGCGCUCAGAGCUCAUUGGCCACUACUCUCUUCCACGUUUGAGACUGAGCUUCUCCACGAGCCUUCUCCGAGGUGGAUUUCGAAGACCGCUGGUUAUACGAUGUAGUGGUGCUGACGCUUCUGAGACACCCAAGCCCAAGCCGAGACGUCGGAAGAAGGCUGAUGAUCCUUCGGCUCAACCCAAGCAAGAAGAAGAAGCUGUGACUCCGAAAGUUACGAAGCGACAAUCUCGAGCAUCGGCAGCAGCUUCUCCCAGGGACUCGGAUGAACAGCCCCUUGAAAAACCGAAGAAGAAAAGGGCAGCACCUAAGCGGAAAGUUGUAGAAGCUACAGCGGUGGAAGUUGAAGUUGUUGAUGACAGAGAUGGGACAAAAGCCGAGGCGGUUGUUGCGCGGACCAAAAGAAAGAGCAAGAAAGAAAAUGAUAGAUGGAAAAUCAUGGAGGGGGAGAAGCUUAAGGUGAUUGAAGGUAAGAACAUGGCCGACGUGGAAGUUGUGUACGAGAGUGAAGAGGAGGAAGACGAUGAUCAAGCUGAAGACGAGUUGGAAGACGAAGAAAAACAGGAAGGAGACCUUGAUGUCGUCGACAUGAACUUCCCGGACAAAGAAUGCUACGCGCUUAUUUCGUCAUACAAGCCCAGGAAGGUCGCCAAGGACGAGCGUCCUCCGCUGACAAACGACGAGCUAUGGUGGAACUGGAAGAACCGACGGCCUGAUGAGCACGUCUGGAGUGAGUUCCAGAAACGUCCUGGGCUUCCUGAUAUCACAAUGGCAGCUAUGGCGGCACUGACAGGACAGAUUAAGUUGUUCGGAGACACGCCAACUGUGACAGAGACGCACAUUUAUCGUGCUCGAAAAUUCGUGUUCAAAGAGGAAAGGUUGGCGGCGGAAGCGAAACGGAGGGACGAAAUAGGGGCAAUGGCAUAUUAUCAUGAAUGGGUGAAAGCGUGGGACAAGGAUACGUCGAAAGAAGCUGUUCAGAAGCACUACGAGGAAACGGGAGAAGACGUGGCUUUGCAGUUGAUGAAUAUGUUGGCUUGCCAGACUCAGAGAGAAUAUCGACAAAUGAUGGGUACUGAUGUUCGAAUCCGAAGAGAUCCACUUGUGAUGCGUGCGACGCGAGAGAUGAAAAGAUCCGUUUUUGGUGGCGAUCCUGUCUAUCCAACUAUAAAUUACAGAAAAAAACCAGAUGAAAUUCCAGAUUACCGAGGGCCAAAUUUCCAUCAGCCAAGGCCAAAUCUCAUAGAACACUUGAUACGGGGUGGUCGGAUGAAAACACGAGCUGAACACAACCGCAUAAUGGCUUUGCAGCAGCAACGACUUGAAGCUGCAGCCGCAAGGGCCGAGGAGGAUGAAGCAGUUGUGGAAGAAAUGGCCGCAGCUAUUGACAUUGGCGACAAAGAUAUAGAGGAGGAGGAUGAUGAAGAAGAAGACGAUGUUGAUGUCGACGCCCAGUUGAAAGAAGAGAUCAUUUCCGUGCCAACAGAGAAGCUGAUAGAGCUCGCACAGGAAGAGGACGAGGACGAGGAAGGAAACAUAUAGAGAAGUCGCGGUUUGAUUGAUUCGUUGUGUACUACUGACACAUUGCAGCCGCUCUGUGGCUCUCGGACGGACAGACAAAAAGAGUUUCCCGGAGAGAAAGAAACCUCUA
Messenger RNA from Selaginella moellendorffii, 1823 nucleotides. Its product is annotated as protein PLASTID TRANSCRIPTIONALLY ACTIVE 12, chloroplastic-like. Gene Ontology annotation, cellular component: nucleus; chloroplast. Lineage: Eukaryota; Viridiplantae; Streptophyta; Lycopodiopsida; Selaginellales; Selaginellaceae. The transcript is spliced from 10 exons. Gene Ontology annotation, biological process: response to light stimulus; plastid transcription; positive regulation of DNA-templated transcription. Bases 137 to 1714 code for a protein of 525 amino acids. The record is from RefSeq and is a predicted model, not a curated record.